Messenger RNA from Hordeum vulgare subsp. vulgare (domesticated barley), 668 nucleotides. RefSeq lists its product as uncharacterized. The coding region runs from base 37 to 447 and encodes 136 amino acids. Lineage: Eukaryota; Viridiplantae; Streptophyta; Magnoliopsida; Poales; Poaceae. The transcript has a single exon. The record is from RefSeq and is a predicted model, not a curated record.
GCAAGACCACCUAAUUAGCGAAGUUAGCAGCUAGCCAUGGCCGAGAGGGAGGGAGCAAUGGUGAAGAAGGGGCACGAGGAAGGCCUGAAGCUGGCCACGUCGCUGCUGGAGGAGUUCGGGCUGCCGCUGGGCCUGCUGCCUCUGGCGGACGUCAUCGAGGUCGGCUUCGUGCGCGCCACCGGCUACAUGUGGAUCGCGCAGCAGAAGAAGGUGGAGCACCGUUUUAAGAUGGUGAGCAAGCAGGUGAGCUACGACGUGGAGAUCACCGGCUACGUCAAGACCAAAUGCAUCAAGAAGCUCAAGGGUGUCAAGGCCAAGGAGCUCAUGCUGUGGCCGCCGGUCAACGAGAUCACUGUCGACGAUCCGCCCACCGGCAAGAUCGUCUUCAGGAGCCUCGCCGGCGUCACCAAGACCUUCCCCGUCGAGGCCUUUGCCGCCGGCCAGUAGGCGCGCCCGGGCAGGGCAUUGCCUGGCCUCAGCAUUUCCGUAUUUAUACCGCGGUUUGGGUUUCGUUGAAGACUGCUACUACUACUACUUGGCGUAGGGGUACUGGCUACUGAAGCAGGUGCAUUUAUUUAAUUUCGCGAGUUUGCUGUUCUGAAAGCUACGAUCAAGCUUUGUACUAUCGUGUGGUUACAAGUGUGUCCGUGUGUGCGUUGUACUUUCAA